AUGCUUUUCGCAAAGAUCUUUCUUCCACUUGCCCUGGCUGCCUUGGAAGCCAGCAGCGUCCAGGCUGCUGACGAUUUAGGCAGCCCACAAGGUGUCCAGGCUACCGGCAACUUGGGCAAGCCUCGCGGCCCAUCCCGCUCUUCUCGCCCUUAUAGGUCUGCUAGCUUCCCUGGGGCUGUUGGCUCUCAUGGGGCUGCUGGCUCUCAUGGGGCUGCUGGCUCUACCGUAUCCCCCACCCUCUACACUACAACCACCAUCCCCGAUGACACCAUUCGCAGCCGUUUUAGGCUCUUUGGCAGUCGCAAAGGUGGCGAGACCCCCGAGCAUCCAAGGUGUCAAAUCUCUCUGAAGACUACGGCAGACACAGUAGCUGGAACCCAGUCGCUCAUCGCGGGCCAACUGAACGUAUUCGCGUACACUUAUCCCGGGGAAAGAGAGCCGCGCAUAAUUUACGUUAAGCCAAGUAUCAAGACAUGCAAACCUAUUGAGGUGAAGGCAGAAGUAGGACAGCCCCUGCCCCGAAAUUGGGGUUGGAAAUGGGUGAGGGCUUAG
Pyricularia grisea is the source of this 552-nucleotide messenger RNA. RefSeq lists its product as uncharacterized. Bases 1 to 552 code for a protein of 183 amino acids. The transcript has a single exon. The record is from RefSeq and is a predicted model, not a curated record. NCBI's taxonomy places the organism in Eukaryota, Fungi, Ascomycota, Sordariomycetes, Magnaporthales, Pyriculariaceae.